Messenger RNA from Fusarium tjaetaba, 1764 nucleotides. RefSeq lists its product as uncharacterized. Lineage: Eukaryota; Fungi; Ascomycota; Sordariomycetes; Hypocreales; Nectriaceae. The record is from RefSeq and is a predicted model, not a curated record. The transcript is spliced from 2 exons. The coding region runs from base 1 to 1764 and encodes 587 amino acids.
AUGGCUCCCUCUGGUCGUCAAACACGUCUUACGGUCACAAAUGGCCUUGUUGGGUUAGUGCGCCCAUCUCCUCCCUCCCCAGUGCCCUCUGUUGGCGCUGGUGCUGCUGAUGUGAUUUCAGACAAAGAGAGUGAACAGCGUCAAAAUGCUGUUGGUAAGACUGCUCUAACACUAGGUAUUGAGACUUCUGUCACAUCCUAUCGGGCACUGGCACUCUCUGUCAUUAAAGAUUGCCCCCUGAAGCGGGAGCUUAUUGCUUUCGUCGAUAGCGAGACAGAGGACCCUCAAAAGUCUCUCGUCCCUAUCGGCGAUUUUGUUGCUGACAAGGAUAGAGCCGAUUGGCAUACCCAUUGUCCCGAGAUGAUGAGGCUAUGGAAGGACUUUUGCACCAAUGUCACCGACGCCUCCAACGGCCAAGUUGCUAUCAACGAGAUGGCAGCGCCUUCAGGCCCCAAGAAGUCCAGAGCCACGUUCCUCUGGCACUACCCGACCAAGACCUCCCCCAAUACGAUCUUCUCGCACGUCAUGGACCCAGGCAGUCCAAGUCUGAGAGUGCAGUCGAUCAAAAACGGGAUGAGGACGGAUCUGAAGACUCUGGACUUGAUUCCUAUUAGAGUUGAUUACAAGGUAGAAGGCCCUCAGUGGAAGGAGACUUACGGAAGCAGGUGGCCACAGAUCUACCAAGCUUGUCUCGACCACGCCAAGGAGCUUAUCAAGGAUGACAGGUUCAUCUUUGCCGUUGGUAAAGAGGUGUUUGCACCCCUGAAGCAGAUCUGUGGGUCUCUCGGGCUAACACUAACAAACCUUGACCUGGACGUCCAGACACAGAUGUGGGAAAAGAAACCCCGUAUCUACAUUGCUCGCAAUUCAGCUGGCAAUAUAGAAAAGGUAAUCUUCUGGACGUUCCAUGGUCAAUUUAGCUUUCACAACAAGAAGACCAAUGUUGGGGCAGUGUGGGACUUACUUUACAAUGCAGGCUACGAACUUGCUGGGGUCCCUGUCCUGAACUAUGGCUACUUUGAAUGGAAGGCUGGUAACCUUGACACCCGUGGGUUGGCUGAUCCAAAAUCACAGGUCGGAAAGAUUUCUGAUCGUGAUAUGUACAAUACCCUCAAAGACAAAGAGGACGCAGAGGGCAAGUCCUGCACUAUUGAACUAGUGCUAGACUGCUUUCCUGCACUUAUUCAGAUGGACCCUGAGCUGCCUGACAAGAUCAGGUCAGCGGUGAGUGAGAAGGGCUACAGUCCCAUUCAUCCCAUCCUUCUAUUCUUCCAAGCCCAGGAUCGUCCAAAGUAUCUGGCGGCUAAGCGAAAGAACGCUGCUCCUGCUACUCAUGCCCCGCGCAAAAGACGUGUUAACGCUGGACAGAAGAGAGGUCAUGAUACCAAGAGAGCCAAGCUUCUCUCCAAGUACGACGCCCUCCUCAAUUCCUUCGAGGCUCGCCAGGCUGAGGCCCAUCGAUUCGAUACGAACAAAAGCGCCGAGUAUGCCCGUGCUCUCCCCAGACUCGAUACUAUUAAGCAGCUUCGAGCCGAUGAAGAGUGGAAGAAGUUGAGCACCAGUCUUAGUUGCUGGGCCACCUUCUACUCUGAAGAAUUUCCACGCGGAUUACGCUGGUCUCUCGAUGGCGGUCCUGCUAUCGUCCAACCGGAUCCUUUUGCCAACGCGACCCAGCCGGGGGUUAGGCUCUUUGACGCGACCUAUUUCAGGGACAAGUCAGCGAGACUCGCCGCAGUUGGACCUCUUGUUGAGGAUGACGAAUGA